Messenger RNA from Danaus chrysippus (African queen), 405 nucleotides. NCBI's taxonomy places the organism in Eukaryota, Metazoa, Arthropoda, Insecta, Lepidoptera, Nymphalidae. The record is from the annotation of a GenBank genome assembly.
AUGUCUUCUCUUAUUCAGAAAUGUAAUGAUGAUAACAUUCCUUUGGCUGAUGAUGACCCGCAAGUUAUAAUAUCCGAAGACUUAGAGAACAAUCGCUUGGAUCACGGUCGCUCUAUGGAUUCGCUUCCAAGUUCUUAUACCGGAUCCUCUAGCCCUGGUUUAAAUGGACCCGCAAGCUUUGAACCUGACUCUGGUAUAGAUGAGCAGGAGGAAAAAGCACGCCUUAUUUCUCAAGUUUUAGAACUACAGAAUACUCUAGAUGAUUUGUCUCAAAGAGUGGAUUCUGUAAAGGAAGAAAAUCUUAAGCUCCGUUCAGAAAAUCAAGUGCUCGGUCAAUAUAUUGAAAACUUGAUGUCUGCUUCAUCUGUAUUUCAAUCUACAACACCAAGUGUGCACAAGAAGUAA